Solanum dulcamara is the source of this 2354-nucleotide messenger RNA. RefSeq lists its product as uncharacterized. The transcript is spliced from 3 exons. The record is from RefSeq and is a predicted model, not a curated record. Lineage: Eukaryota; Viridiplantae; Streptophyta; Magnoliopsida; Solanales; Solanaceae. Bases 369 to 2048 code for a protein of 559 amino acids.
UAUAAUAUAAAAGGAUCCGAACAAGGUGUUAGCGAAGAUAUUGAUGCGCUGAAACUAGAGUGAACAGGGAAAAUUAUGUUAAGUAUAUGAGAAGAGAAGCAAGCAUAUGACCCGGUCCAUUUAUAGUAAUAGUAUCCGAGCCCGUCCAAAAUCUUUCCAACAAUAGAGAGUAGAGUCUUUCUUUGUAGAUCCGAAUAAGAAAGAGAAGCAGAAGAAAAAUUAUAGGUGUGGAAGGACUCCUUCAAUUCAAUUUCAUCAUAGACUAUAUAAAAGAAAACUCUUUGACUAACCUAUUACUUUCCCUUUUUCCCAUUUCUUGGAACUACAAGCUUCUGUACUUUCAGUUGACUUCAGAAAAAAAUAGAUCAAUGAUUGUCAGCCUAUCUGGUGCCAUAUGUGAGGCACAUGGCAAUGGUAAUGCAAAGGUAGUAAAACUCACCAUGUACAAGCAGUCACCUAGUAGGAACCAUAGAUCCAAAGGUGUCAAGGUUAAGAAUGUUUUACAAAUCUGUCUGUUGCUUGCUGUUUGCUUUUGGCUGAUUUACCAGGUCAAGCACUCCCAUGAUAAAAAGAAAGAAUUUGAUGAAGAUGAUGCCAAGUCUUCAAUUAAGACUGAAAGUAGCAAUGUACAUAUGAAACUCGGAAGGAAAGAUCUCCUACCCCGGAUUGAGAAAUUGGAUGCGGUUAAGGAGAAGCAUAGAGAGGAACCAGAAGAUGAAAUAGUGGAAGAAGAAGAAGGGAAUAAGCCUGAGGAAGAAGAUCUAGAAGAAAACAAUAAUAAAGAGAAGAAUGAUGAACACAGAGAAGAUGUAGAAGAUGAGGUUGAUGAUCAUGAUCAAGAGAAGAAUGAUGAACACAGAGAAGAUCGAGAAGAUGAGGUCGAUGAUCAUGAUCAAGAGAAGUAUGAUGAACACAGAGAAGAUGGAGAAGAUGAAGUCGAUGAUCAUGAUCAUGAGAAGUCUGAUGUAGAGCGUGAUCAAGAAGAGGAUGCUGUUGACGAAGACAAGGAACGGGGAGAAGAUAACGAGAAGGAAACUGAAGAGAGAGAUUCUGAAGUGAAUGAUAGUCAGGUGGAGGAAGAGAAUUCAUUGGAGGACCAUGAUCACGACGAGGACUCAAAUGGUUCACAUGAGGCACGUGAAGAACAUUAUAAAGCAGAUGAUGCUUCAAGUGCAGUGACUCAUGAUACAGUUGUAACUACAACUGAAAAUGAGAGUGGUAAGUUAGAGCAAGAAGCAGAACAUGUUGCUGAAGCCAAGAGUGAAGUUGGUGUUAAUAACAUUAUGCAGAUCAAUGCCAGCCAAAAUACAACAGUGGGUUUGAAUGUGGAAGAUGGUAAAGCAGAUGGAGAAGACAGUCCUCCAAACACAACAAACAGUGAAGAGAAGCAUGAUGACCCAAUCUCAUCCACUGCUGCAGAUACUUCAGUUUCAAAUUCCACAAGAACAGAAGGAUUGACUGAUAAUUCUGAAUCGAGAAACCACUCAACAGAACUGGAUACACAGACGCAUGACUUAUUUCUACAGAAUGGAACCCAGGCAGUUAACCAAGAAUAUAAUGCUACAGUAGGGGAUACAACGUCUGGAGGUUCCAACCUGUCAAUUAGUUCUUCACAGCAAAACAGCAACUCUGCAGAUACGAUGGAUGAUAAUCAAAUUGAUUCUAAUUUAAGAUUUUAUUCUAAAAACGACGAGUUAGACUCAAUCCCAGUCGAUUCCUCGAAUGUGUCUGGUGAUACGGAGCCUUCCUUAGCAGAAAAAGUCAUCCACGGGAAUGCAACUGUUGAAGCAGUAGAUAAUGUGGAGUUGCCUUUGAAAGAUAACAAUGCAACUGAGGUUGAGAAGGUAGAAACGAGCAGUGAAGAACUCGGAACUACUGAUGAAGGCGGGGAUGCAUCAAUUGCUGAGAAUUUGGGAGAAGUUCAAGAUGAUCUGAUUGAUACUUCUGAUUCGGCCACCCACUUGGAAGAGAAACAUAUCCGCACAGAUGUGGAAACUCUUCCUGAAAUACAAACUGAAGGAAGCAUGGAAGAUGCUGCAGCGGAAUGAUAACUGUACAAUUAGAUCAGUAGUGUGUUUAGUUUUCGUGAUGAGUUUUUCACACUUCCGUUUACUUUUCAGUUUCACAAAUGUGCGAAAUUCAUAAGCUGUAGACCAUAUUGAUGUUGCAGGCAUAAUAUAGGCAAGAGUGAAGGGUUCCAACUUGUAUAAUCGUUUCUAGCCUCUUUAGCACCAGAGUGUCUUCCAUUUCACUUAUAAUCUGUUUUUUUAAUCCUGAUAUUGAUUGUGCUUUCUUUACAAAAAGUUGUGCAGUGUAUUGGAGCAUAUCUGCUAUGUUUGACUUUGUUGCUUGAA